Amoebophrya sp. A120 is the source of this 2681-nucleotide messenger RNA. Lineage: Eukaryota; Dinophyceae; Syndiniales; Amoebophryaceae. The record is from the annotation of a GenBank genome assembly.
CGAGUUCUUUCACUUUAUUUGAUGGAAAUGUUUCGCACAAAGGCAACUUCACUUACUUACCUUCACCCCACGACUUAUCAGGGAACCAGCGACAACUUUUUUAUUUCCAGUUCCUAUUACUUGUGGCGCAUGUUUUCAGCUGCGUAAGACAACACCUAAUUUUUAGAGUUUCAACUUUUCCUAGCAACAUCUGAACUUUUUUACGUAGAAAUUCUAAACGAACCGCAACAGCAUGGCGCCCAAGAAGAAGGAUGAGAAGCCGGCGUACUCCGUCGAACUGCGGUUCGGGCGCACGAAGGCGAAUCUGAAGAUGGGUAUUGUUGGCUUGCCGAACGUGGGAAAGUCCUCCUUUUUCAACCUUCUCACCAAACAAGCGGCGGAAGCAGCAAACUUUCCCUUUUGCACCAUCAAGCCGAACGAAGGCAGGUGUAAGGUGCCGGACCCAAGGUAAGUGCUUUUUAAUACGAUAAGUCGUGCUGCGGACGAGGCAGUGGAUCACGUUGUGGGAGAUGAGGAUGACCAAAAGUUCUUGCAUAGUGUCUGUGAUUUCCAGCAUGAAGUAGAUAAAAAAAUGCAUCUCGUCAUAUGCAAAACAAACUAACAUUUCUGUCACCCUCAACGCAGAUUCGAGAAGCUCGUUGACAUGUGGAAGCCGAAAUCCAUUGUCCCAGCGUACCUGAAUAUCACCGACAUCGCUGGCUUGGUCAGAGGGGCACACGAGGGUGCAGGGCUCGGGAACGAUUUCUUAUCACACAUCCAGGCGGUGGAUGGUAUUGAUGCGUUAAUUUUUAUCAUGCGCCUACCUCCGAAUCUGGACUAUGCUUUUCUAUCAUGCAUGGCAUACUCAGUUGUAAGACGAAGACCACUAAGUAGAAUCACAUUCACUUUCGCCUUGAGUAAACUGCAAUUGCGAUAUUACGUAUUUUCAGCAAUACACACUCCCAGGUAUCUACCACAUGAUCCGACUUUUUGAGGAUCCCGAUGUGACCCACGUCGAUGACAGCGUUGACCCCGUCCGGGAUCUCGAAACCAUCACUUUCGAAUUGUGCCAAAAGGACUUGGCGUAUAAUAAUCUUUUGGCUUUCUUGCAUCGCAGAGUUUGGCUUGUAGUUGUUCAAUAGGUUGUUUACUACGCAUCUUCACAAACUACACGACGAAUGUCAGAUGUCACUGAAGAUAUGAUGCAAAGCGCUUUUCAUGCAUGGUCUUCAAACGAAUGAAAAUUCAAAUUGAACAACUCCGAAUCUCUAUCAGCACCUACGACCGCAUUAUCGACGCCUACGUCGUUGCCCAGAAGCGGGCCCAAAAGAAGAUUCCAGAGGAGUGGACCGCUUGCAUGGACAAAGUGAAAGACUACUUGCAGAAGAACAUGUUGCUUUCCAAGCAAACCUGGACGCCGUAUGAAGUGGAAAAAAUCAACGAAUUUUUGCCGACCCUAAUCACAACCAAGCCGGUGGUCUACCUUUUGAACCUGAGUGAAAAGGGCUACAAGACCAAGAAGAGCAAGUGGUAUUAAAAGAUGAUCCAUGAUACUGUCUUCAGUUCCGUUGUCUAGUCUUACUGAAUAAGAAUACGGCCUGUAUUUUAUGUGGAGGUGUCGUGUGCGAGUGCGUUACGGGCAUCCCACUUCUACAUUGCAUUUCAAAAAGCACUUUGCAUGAGAAACUAACAAUGUAAGACACACAGAAAGAACUGCCUUUGAAUAUCAAAACAGGCUCCCAAAAGUGUUUAACUGGAUUAACGAGCACGGCGGGGGUACCAUGAUUCCGAUUUCUGUCGACUUCGAACAGCAGCUCUUCGAUGCCAAAGACAACCCGGAAACUCUUGCCGCCCUGAAGGCUGAAGAGGGGAACACGGACUCCCAACUGGACAAGAUUAUCAAAACCGGUUACUCAGAGCUGAACUUGAUGUACUUUUUCACCUGUGGCGAAGACGAAGUGCGGGCAUGGACGGUACCAAGAGUCGUCCUCUUUGUCGUGAAGAUCAUGCGCAAGAAAUGCUGAUAGGAGUUCUUGUACGUCGUGCGCCAUAAUAUCGCCCUUUUCCUUUGCAGAGUAAAAACUGUGAUCGUGUUUUACUUCAUUUACAUUAUUUUUUAUCUAUCAGGUUUACAAGGGCGCGACCGCCCCGAACUGCGCCGGCGCGAUCCAUACCGAUAUGGAGCGGUGCUUUAUCAAGGCGGAGACUUGCACGUACGACGAUUUCCUUGCAAGCCAGGAGGAGGGCCGAAAGGCGUCUAUGGCGGGUGUGAAAGCGGCUGGUAAGUACAAGAUGGAGGGAAAGCAGUACGUGGUCAAAGACGGUGACAUCCUUCACAUCAUGCACAACGCGAAGAAGUAAGCAGGUGGGCGUGCGACAGGACGUCGGCGGCAGAUUCAAUAGUUUCAUUUCAACACUUGGUAAAAAAACACGAAAUAAAUGCCUUUCCUCGUCGAAAAAGUGUCACCAUAAAAAUGUCCAUUAUUUGCCGCUGAAGUUUGAAAUGAAAUUAUCUGAUUAUUUGCGAUGAUGUGCGACCCACGUGCACCACCAGCUGCACCCACGCAUCCAAGAUGUUGUUUGAGGCCAAAGAACUGGAGGUUUCCGAGUACACUAAACGCAACGCAACAACUUCUCUGACCCAGUAGAGGACAAGAAGUUUUAACUAAUUUAUUGCUUAUAUUUAUCAGAUUGGAAUUUUC